Messenger RNA from Nicotiana tabacum (common tobacco), 1125 nucleotides. RefSeq lists its product as uncharacterized. NCBI's taxonomy places the organism in Eukaryota, Viridiplantae, Streptophyta, Magnoliopsida, Solanales, Solanaceae. The record is from RefSeq and is a predicted model, not a curated record.
UUAUGAUUGAAACCAUCCAACUAUAUAUUUUUCUUCACAACUCUUUUUCAUAGAGGAGAAGAAAACAAAUGGCUUUCCACAAAGAGUACCUUGAUUUGUUCUUAGUCCCAACUGGCCUAAUUAUUAUGUUUGGUUAUCAUCUCUACUUGCUCUACAAAUACUUCUAUGUUCCUCAUACUACUGUUAUGGGCUUUGAAAACAAUGACAAAAGAGCUUGGGUUGAAAAAAUUAUGCUGGCUGAUAAAAAGAAUAUUGAUACAGCUCUAACUGUUUUAGGAUCCAGCCUCAAUGGAGCAACAUUCUUGGCAUCAAUUUCACUGAGUUUAAGUUUCCUCAUUGGAGCAUGGAUGGCAAAUAAUAGUGUAUUUAGCAGUGAAUUAAUAUAUGGUGACACAAGAUUAGAAACCAUGUCCAUUAAGUUCAUAAGCCUUCUACUCUGCUUCUUGCUCGCCUUUGCAUGCUUUGUUCAAUCGUCGAGAUGCUUUAUUCAUGCAAAUUACCUAAUUAGCACGCCCGAUACUGAUAUUCCAAUAAGCUACGUUGAAUUAGCGGUGAUUAGAGGAGGUGAUUUUUGGUCAUUAGGACUUAGAGCACUUUAUUUUGCUACACCUUUGUUGCUAUGGUUUUUUGGUCCAAUUCCUAUGUUUGUUACUUCAAUAGGGAUGGUUUUCCUCUUACAUUACCUUGACAAAAACACGAAGCAAUUGCAUUGUUAUCGAUCUUCUGCAAAAGGAAAACAACCAUACAAGAGACUCGAGGAAACAACAAGUAGCUAGGGAAGCUAUAUCGAGCAUUUUGUUAUGUGAAAUUUGGUUGUGUGAGAGAUGUGGCCCUGAAGCUUGUCAAGAUCUUGAUCAUAUAAUAGAAUGAGCCAUGCAUUUAAGAUUGUACAAAUAUGAUUUUUAUUCUAUGGUUUUAUGAAGUAAUGUAAAUAAUUGGUUGUACCUAAGGCAUAUUUUCUAACAUGUACUUGCCAUGUACUUGGUAUAGGAAAAGCUCGUUCAUUGAAACAAAAAAAAAAGGUUCUAUUUGUUAUUUUUCAUUAUAUAUUGAUCGUAGCAAGAAAUGAAGCAGUGGCAGAUCCAGAAUUUAUUCAUACAUUACAAGGUUCUACUUAAUAUUUGA